AUGACUAUCGAUAAUAUCUUAUCUACGACUGGCACAGGACGGCUGAGUGACAACGAUCGCUUGCAGUUAUGCCAAUGGAACCAAUUCGUCCCGCCAGCUGUGCACCGCUGCGUGCACCAGAUGAUCCACGAGCGUAGUCUGCUUCAGGCCGAUGCGAUCGCAGUGUGGGCUUGGGACGGAAUCUGGUCCUACCGGCAAUUGGACGAAAUUUCGACCAAAUUUGCACACCUGUUGGUCAACAAGCACAAUGUUCAACCGGAGACCUUCAUUCUCAUAUGUGCGGAAAAGUCUCGCUGGACCCCAGUGGCCAUGCUGGCCGUCAUCAAGGCUGGGGGUGCCUUUGUCUUAGUCGACCCGAUCCAUCCGCCCCAGAGAUUAAAGCAGAUGUCGGACCAAGUUGCGGCUCCACUGGCCUUGGAGUCGGCUUCGUGUGUCUCGCUGGCGCCCAACAUAGUACCCAAAUGGCUCGUCAUUGAGGAAGCCUACUCCCGAUUAAAAGAGAAGGACCAUUCCCUCCCGAUGGUCCCAGUCAGCCCGUUCCAUGCUCUGUAUGUCGUUUUCACCUCCGGGUCUACUGGAAAGCCCAAGGGUGCUGUCAUGACACACUCAGGGUACGCAUCGAGCGCAUGCCAUAUUUCAGCCCCGAUACAACUGAGCCCCGAAUCGCGUGUCCUGCAAUUCGCGUCAUAUGCGUUCGAUGUUUCCGUUUCCGACCACUUGCUAACCUUGCUGGCCGGCGGCUGCAUUUGUAUUCCUUCUCCCACCGAGAGAGACCUGGCCACAGCAAUAAAUAAGAUGCAGGUCAAUUGGGCCUGUCUUACCCCUUCUGUGGCCCGAACCAUUCGGCCAGCACGAGUCCCAGGUCUCCAACACCUGGUGUUGGCUGGAGAAGCUGUCACCCAGAUUGACUUGGGCCUAUGGGCUCCGACAUCUGCUGAUUUAAUCAACAUGUAUGGACCCGCCGAACAUGCGAUUGGCGUCACCGUUCAGGGGGCAAUGGGCGCGACAGCAACCCCGGGCUGCAUUGGCAAAGCUCAUGCUGCCGUAUGCUGGAUAGUCGACCCCGAAGACCACGAUCAGCUGGUUCCCGUGGGAGAGGUGGGUGAGCUGUUGGUCCAGGGCCCUGCCUUGAGUCGAGGUUACAUCAACGACCCAGUCCACACAACGGCCGCAUUUAUCGAGGCACCUAAGUGGCUAUCUCGAGGGAACAAGACAGCAUCAAUGUACAAGACUGGAGACUUGGACAUGAUGGCCAAAGUGCGAGGCCAACGUGUCGAGCUGGGAGAGGUCGAGCACCAUUUGCUCAAGUGCUGCCCAGAAGCUGACGAAGUCAUAGCUGAGGUCGUAUCAACAAACUCGUCGACCCAGCUUGUAGUCUUUCUCUAUGCCCCAAAAAUGAAUGAGAAUACCUCAAAGGCCUCAAGCGAUCAGCAUCUGUUUCAUCCCCCCAGUGCUAAGUUUCAGGAGCAGUCACACAGCAUUUUGUCAGCUCUGGAGCAGCUAGUUCCAUGCUAUAUGGUGCCCUCCGCAAUUUUCCGCAUUACUCAUAUUCCACUCACCAAGACGGGCAAGACUGAUCAUCGACUGUUGAAAGAACAGUACCACCAGUUGCUACAGCAGCAAUGUAAGAUAGAUAAACCGGCCCUUAACAAGGCAGUGAUUACGCCCCGGGAGGAAAAACUUCAGUGUCUUUGGGCUGAAGUGCUCAAUAUUCCUCCAGAGUCUAUUGGGCGCGACGAUGACUGGCUCGCACUGGGCGGAGACUCUCUCAUGGCCAUGAUGCUCGUUUCUCGAGCUCGGGAUACUGGACUCAUUAUGACCAUGCAUGAUGUCUUCCGUCAUCUGAGGCUGAGCGACUUAGCCGCCAGUGUCGGCAAAGUUCCCUGCAGCCUCGAGGAAGUGCAGGCUCCAUUUUCGCUGUUGCCAGAUGCUCCCGACGUGCGGCAGGCCAUCCUUCAGACAGCGUCAAAGCGGGGUGGGUCAGAAGUCGAAGAUAUCUAUCCCUGCCUGGAGUUUCAAUCGUGGUUCUGUCGGUUGAGCAUGACAAUGGAGAACAACUGGACCGCAGAGGUGGAAGUCAUCCUUUCACCUGAGCUUUCAGAGGAACGCCUGGCUCAUGCGUGGAUGACCGUGGUACAGGCGCAUCCUAUGCUGCGGACACAUAUCGUCUGGCUUAAGGAGAGCGGUCCGUUCUGGCAAGUGGUAAGGAAAGAGGGACUCCCAAUGGAAAUCGUCACUGCCGACCAGGGGCCACCUCGGAGGAAGAACAUCUGGGGAUUCAAUCAGCCCCUGGCGCGGUUGUACAAGCAGCAAAACACCCUCAGGCUGUUGUUUCACCACACAGGGUGGGAUCUACAGGCGAUCAGUGUGGUUUUCCAGCAGCUAGGCCGGGCGUACGACGGUCAAACCCUCCCCUUCCGACUUGUGUCGCCGCUUGUCCAAUGGGCACUCCGGCCCAGUGAUGCUGGAAAGGGGUUCUGGAGACGCCGUCUGGCAGGGCUGCAAGCCCCAGAAUUCCCUUCUCUUCCAGCUAAGGAUUACGUCCCCCGGGCAACAGCCGUUUCCCAGAACUACCCCGUGCGUCUGUCAAAGCGCUCGGAGCGAUUCACUGUUGAUAGUCGGCUGCGUUUAGCACUGGCAAUUGUUAUUUCCAAGGCCACAAACGCGCCCCAUGUCCUCUUUGGGGCUGCCGUGGCUCGACGCGGCGCUCCCGUUCCAUGUCCUUUGGAGAUAGUGGCUCCGUUCACGAUCAUGCAGCCAGUUCCUGUACGUCUGGAUAUGAGACAUACCCUUCGCGAGGCUCUGCAGGCUGUCCAAGAUCACUCCCUCGAAGCCAUGAACUACCCAAAGGCCGACCGCACUUUUUUCCGUGGGCUUGGUCCUGAAAUCGCCACAACCGCCUGUGACUAUCAUACCCUCAUCGAACUGCAGCCCUCGACGUCCACUUCGGUUCCACAUAUGUUCGCUGAGCAUACAUUGCAUGACCAUGGGGUCUGCAACUUUGCUUUACUUUUGGAGUGUGAAUACCUCAACGAUUAUACUAACGUCGUGGCUAAGUACGAUGAGCAAGUCAUGUCCGCCUCCCAGGUUAAUCGGCUGCUGGAGCAGCUUGUGUACGUGGCUGAGCUUACUGAGAGUGCUGUGGACACUAGUAUAGGCUCUAUUGUCCUGCCCUGA
Molecule: messenger RNA, 3177 nt
Organism: Aspergillus affinis
Lineage: Eukaryota; Fungi; Ascomycota; Eurotiomycetes; Eurotiales; Aspergillaceae
Product: nonribosomal peptide synthase
Exons: 2
Coding region: 1-3177 (1058 amino acids)
Biological process (GO): amino acid activation for nonribosomal peptide biosynthetic process; secondary metabolite biosynthetic process
Cellular component (GO): cytoplasm
Molecular function (GO): phosphopantetheine binding; catalytic activity
Source: RefSeq, a predicted model, not a curated record